Sparassis crispa is the source of this 240-nucleotide messenger RNA. RefSeq lists its product as hypothetical. The transcript is spliced from 3 exons. The coding region runs from base 1 to 240 and encodes 79 amino acids. Lineage: Eukaryota; Fungi; Basidiomycota; Agaricomycetes; Polyporales; Sparassidaceae. The record is from RefSeq and is a predicted model, not a curated record.
AUGAGAGGUGGGGGACGUUGUCGUGCAGAGCUGUCCCCGGGUUUCGGGCAGUUGCGCGUCCGCCGCUCUUUCUUUUCGCUAUCAGUCUUGAAGAAAAACGAUGGGGAGGUGACGACGGUAUCGCGUUCGCUGGUUACGCGAUGUGGAUGCGUAGUGCCAAGCCAAUUGUCUACGCCACUGCUCCACUUUGCAGCUGCGACUCAUGAGGACGAUGACGUGGUCGUUAAGCACUCAACGUAG